Messenger RNA from Pseudomassariella vexata, 1353 nucleotides. Its product is annotated as translation protein SH3-like domain-containing protein. Gene Ontology annotation, biological process: cytoplasmic translation. NCBI's taxonomy places the organism in Eukaryota, Fungi, Ascomycota, Sordariomycetes, Amphisphaeriales, Pseudomassariaceae. The coding region runs from base 133 to 897 and encodes 254 amino acids. The transcript has 4 exons. Gene Ontology annotation, cellular component: ribosome; cytosolic large ribosomal subunit. Gene Ontology annotation, molecular function: RNA binding; structural constituent of ribosome. The record is from RefSeq and is a predicted model, not a curated record.
ACGGGCAACACCGGCUGGGAAAAUUGUCGGAUUGGGGUGUGAUAUUUUCGAGCCUCUCCUAAAACAUUCAAACCCAGAACCACCUCACCUCCCUCCAGCAUCAUCACGAAUUACGCUCACUAGGCCGAUACGAUGGGUCGCGUGAUUCGUAACCAGAGAAAGGGUGCCGGUAGCAUUUUUACCGCCAACACCCGCCUGCGAAAGGCUCCCGCCAAGUUCCGCUCCCUCGACUUCGCAGAGCGCCAUGGAUACGUACGUGGUGUGAUUAAGGACAUCAUCCACGACCCCGGUCGUGGUGCACCUCUCGCCCAGGUCCAGUUCCGCAGCCCCUACAAGUUCAAGCAUGUGACGGAGACCUUCAUCGCCAACGAGGGCAUGUACACGGGACAGUUCAUCUACGCCGGCAAGAACGCCGCCCUGACCGUCGGCAACGUCCUUCCCCUUGGUUCCAUGCCCGAGGGUACUGUCGUUUCCAACGUGGAGGAGAAGGUUGGUGACCGUGGUGUCCUGGGCCGCACUUCCGGCAACUACAUCACUAUUGUCGGCCACAACCCCGACGAGGGCAAGACCCGCAUCAAGCUCCCGUCCGGCGCCAAGAAGGUCGUCAGCAGUAGCGCUCGUGGCAUGAUCGGCAUUGUCGCUGGUGGUGGCCGAACGGACAAGCCUCUCCUGAAGGCGUCGCGCGCCAAGCACAAGUUCGCUGUCAAGCGCAACAGCUGGCCCAAGACUCGUGGUGUUGCCAUGAACCCCGUCGACCAUCCUCACGGUGGUGGUAACCAUCAACAUAUUGGUAAAGCUUCUACCAUCUCGAGAUACGCCGUGUCUGGACAAAAAGCCGGUCUCAUUGCCGCCAGAAGAACGGGUCUGCUACGUGGUACACAAAAGACGAAGGACUAGAGAGGUUCUCCAGGGCAUUUGGUGGUUCAUCACACAAUAGGGUCGGAGUUUACUUCAUUGCGCUUUGCAUCUCUGUAGGUACUGGUUGAGCUAGAUAUGAGGAAAACGGCUCAAUGGAAGUACCCGGCAUUACGAAGCAUUUCUUUGACGAGUUCUGGUCUACUGCGGUCAAUUACGUGAAAUUAAUUUCAGCGUGUGGAAUGCCAGAGUAUGUCCGGUAACUAACUACGGGGCGACCAGUCUCGUGACCCAAGCAGUCUUUGAUUGUAACGGAGACUGGGGUGCGGUAGAAGUUCAAUGAAGGACCAGCGAUUGAAUGGAUUGGGUUGCAUUUCCUCAAUUCACGAGCACUUGCCGUAAGGUAUCAUACGAGGUGACGUAGGUGAUUUUGGAGGUAUUGCGACAGCCAUAUAAAUACUCGAUCCUCGUUUUUGUAACUCGAGCACAUGUAGUGCA